ACGCAAAUUUGCUGUUUGUGGAGUCUCCUGUGGGCGUGGGCUUCUCUUACACGAAUACAAGUUCUGAUUUACAGCAUUUGGGAGAUGCCGUCACGGCAAAUGAUUCCUACGCAUUUCUGGUGGGCUGGUUCAAGAGGUUUCCACAGUACAAGCCCUUCGAAUUCUAUAUAGCUGGAGAAAGCUAUGCAGGACAUUAUGUCCCACAACUUGCUAAUAAAAUAUUUGAUGCAAACAAAGAAGCAAAGGAGAAUUAUAUCAAUUUCAAAGGCUUCAUGAUAGGAAAUGCAUUGAUGGAUGAUGAGACGGAUCAGACGGGUAUGAUUGAUUAUGCGUGGGAUCAUGCCGUCAUCUCCGAUCAGGUAUACCGAGAUAUCAAGAUAACGUGCAAUUUCAGUAUAGAACACGACAACGAUUCUUGUAGUGCUGCGCUGGAUAGAUAUUUCCAGGUCUACAAUAUAAUCGACAUGUACAGCUUGUAUGCUCCUGUAUGUGUGGAAAAAAACACAGCCAAAAGAUUUACUAUGAUUGAAGGCGUCGCUCCUAAGCUCUUCUCGAAAUAUAGAGAAUGGCAUCAGAAGCCUGCAGGUUAUGAUCCUUGCGUCGAAACUUAUACAGAAAUAUACUUCAACAGGCCAGAUGUGCAAGAAGCUCUGCACGCAAAUAUCACAAAAUUAGGCUACAACUGGACUCAUUGCAGUGAUGCCAUCGAAAAAUGGAAUGAUGCGCCUGCCUCCGUACUGCCUAUCAUAAGAAAGCUCAUUAAUGGUGGCAUCAGAGUUUGGGUUUACAGCGGAGACACUGACGGUAGGAUUCCAGUAACCUCAACAAGAUUAACCCUUCGUAAGCUUGGCUUGAACACUACUCAGGAAUGGAAACCUUGGUACAACAGGCAGCAGGUAGGUGGUUGGACAAUCAUCUUUGAUGGACUAACUUUUAUAACAGUUCGAGGUGCUGGGCACCAAGUUCCAACGUUUGCUCCAAGGCAAGCACAGCAGAUUGUAUCACACUUCUUAGCUAAUCAACAAUUGCCUUCAUCCUCGUUUUAGAUUUCAUCGUUCCUCUCAAUUUUCCAUAAUUUAAAACCGUUGUCAAGGGGAUUAAGAUUAAUCUCCCAAUAGCUUGUUUCCAAAAUAAACGUGUUGGUUGUAACUAAAAAGAAUGGAACAGAAAAAGCUUAUUUGGAUGUCUUUUUAGUUGUUA
Phalaenopsis equestris is the source of this 1200-nucleotide messenger RNA. Its product is annotated as serine carboxypeptidase-like 34. Gene Ontology annotation, molecular function: serine-type carboxypeptidase activity. Gene Ontology annotation, biological process: proteolysis. Lineage: Eukaryota; Viridiplantae; Streptophyta; Magnoliopsida; Asparagales; Orchidaceae. The record is from RefSeq and is a predicted model, not a curated record. Gene Ontology annotation, cellular component: vacuole.